This is a messenger RNA of Aspergillus alliaceus, 2007 nucleotides long. Its product is annotated as glyoxylase. Gene Ontology annotation, molecular function: hydroxyacylglutathione hydrolase activity; endonuclease activity. The transcript is spliced from 13 exons. The record is from RefSeq and is a predicted model, not a curated record. Gene Ontology annotation, cellular component: Las1 complex. Gene Ontology annotation, biological process: rRNA processing. Lineage: Eukaryota; Fungi; Ascomycota; Eurotiomycetes; Eurotiales; Aspergillaceae. The coding region runs from base 1 to 2007 and encodes 668 amino acids.
AUGGCAAAAGUAAUCUUCACACCAUGGAAAGACCAGUCGGCAUUACUGGCCGUCCGGUCUCAAUUCUACCCUCCGCUCGCGUCAGAAGGGCCGGACAUGCGGUCCAAAGCCUGCGCCACGGUCGCAGCGUGGAAGUUGAGGGGGAAUUUGCCUCAUACCGUUGAGGCUACGGCUUUGUUAACGGAUGCGAUUUUGCAUGACGAUGCGAGGAAAAAUUCUAUAUUUUCUAUCCGGGCGACGUAUUCGGCUGCGUUUUGUCGGUUUGUAACGGGGCUCGUGGACUCCAAACUGCACGGUCAACGGAAGACCAUGUUUCAGCGAGCGAUUGAUUUGGGAUUGCCGGCUUCGUUUGUAGAGUUACGGCAUGAAGCGACGCAUCGUGAGUUGCCGUCCUUGACUGUGCUCCGGAACGCGGCGCAGCGGUCUCUCGAGUGGCUGUGGGAUUACUACUGGGCCAAGGUUGAUAUGAAUGCCUUUUUCGCACCUGGAGUGGGCGCCAGUGGGAUGGGCGGUGUUGAGGAUGAAGUCGAGCCUGCUAAAGCUGCUGCUAGGGCUUGUCUGGCGCUGGUGACGGGUGAAGCGGGCGUGUCUGAACCGCCGCGGAAGAAGAGGAGGGUUCAGGUUCUGUCUGGUGUUGCGACGCAGUUGGUUUCGGUGUGCAAAAGCUCUAGUAGGGGACCUGCUGCGGUUUCGGGAGUUUUGCUGGAGGAUGGGGUUUUGGUACCUGCUGGGCGGAUGCUCGGAACCUCUUUGGAUGAUGAGUUUGCUAAAUGGGACUAUCUCUUGCGUGUUAUCACUGAGGGAUGCCCUGUUUUCUUGACGGCUCUUACGGAGGUUAUGGCUGAUGGGUUGGCGUUUGCACGAUCAGCUACGAAGGAGAGUGCACAGAGUGAAGGGAUCUAUAUGUGGCUGGACCAUAUUCUAUCCUCGUCACAGUGGGAGUCUAAGAGACGAUUGCUCUCGCUUGCCUAUGUUCUCUCUGUCUGCGAGCAGAACUCGAAUCACUGGACCGAUAUGCUCAAGGUGACGAUACGGAAUGAGGAUAAUGACUGGUCCAGUAUCCCAGCGGACCAAGUGGGCUUGCCUGGGAAGGAUAAGGUUGCACCCCAGAGUCUACAAACGGGGAUGAGUGAUUUAGACAGCUUGAAGAACAUGGGAUGGGAAGUUGUCGAUACAUGGGAAAGUCGGCCGUUAGGCAUAUAUCGUUCUGUUGCAGCGCAAGUGCAAAACAUCCGAGCCAUGCAUAUCCAAUCGAUUCCGAUGUGGACGGGGAAAGGCAAUAACUAUGCCUACUUGGUGACGGAUGAGCCUACCAAGCAGUCUGUGAUUAUUGAUCCGGCUAACCCGCCCGAGGUGGCGCCGGUGCUGGAGCGCCAGAUUAAAAAUGGAAAGAUCGAUUUGACUGCAAUUGUCAAUACUCAUCACCACUGGGAUCACGCCGGAGGAAAUGAUGAAAUGCUCAAAAUCUUCGGCAAACUCGCCGUUAUCGGGGGCAAGGAUUGCCAGUCAGUGACGAAGACUCCUGCACAUGGCGAAACUUUUAAGAUCGGAGAGCGCAUCUCUGUGAAAGUUCUGCAUACGCCUUGCCACACUCAAGAUAGUAUCUGCUAUUUUAUGCAGGAUGGCGAGGACCGGGUUGUCUUCACAGGUGACACUUUGUUCAUUGGAGGAUGCGGUCGCUUCUUCGAAGGUACCGCCCCAGAAAUGCACAAGGCGUUGAAUGAGACGCUUGCCACUUUGCCGGAUGAUACGAAGGUCUUCCCUGGCCACGAGUACACUAAAGCCAAUGUCAAAUUCUGUCUUGCCGUGUCGCAGUCAGAGCCUAUCAAGAAGCUGCAGGCCUUCGCUGAGCAAAACCAGCAGACCCAGGGCAAGUUCACGAUUGGAGAUGAAAAGCUGCACAACGUAUUUAUGCGCGUCAACGACCCCGAGAUCCAGAAAAAGACCGGAAAGACAGACCCCGUAGAGGUGAUGGCCGCUCUGCGGGAGAUGAAGAAUGCUAUGUGA